UAAGUUAUUAUUAGCAUUAGGCUUAAGUUUCAACGGCGGUUCAAAUGGAGAGCCCCGGCUCCAGCGUUGAAGCCUUAAUGGAUGCUCAACCAUGAUUCAUGAAAAUUGGGGGUUGCAUCCUGUUCAAAGUUCAAAUAAGGAGCAUCCAAAACAACCGCUAAUGAAUUGCCUCUUUAGAACUCAGUCUGACCAUCCCUUUAGCCCAGCCCUUUCCUGUAGAAUUCAUGAAGACAAAAAACUGGGUAGUAGAUACUCCUCUCAAGUCUCCUCCAUCGUGGUGAGAACAAGAUUGAGGUUGAAAACCUAGUUUUAUAAUGUUGGGAUCUUUCACCAAGAGAAGCUUGACCAUGACCUAUUUACCAGCUAACUCCACCACCAAUAUGAAUUCAAGUGUUUCCUGACCAUGACCUCGUGGACCUCAUCAAUUGCAUACCUAGUGAAGUUCUUUUCUGUAAAUUUGUGCAAGACACCCAGGACGGUCAUUAUAAGUAAUCAAACUUUGAGUUAAUGUACUAAGAGCUCUUUGAAUUCAGAUAUCAUUAAAACUUGUUGUGCUUGCUCAUUCUGACACUAAAAGGGACGUGCAUUGCUUGGGUCAUUGUUCUUUUUGUUUAUAUGAUAUAAAAAGUCCAGAAGAGCUCUGCUCUGAACUCAGUAUGGAGACAUCAGCCUUAAUGUUUUUUUCUAAAUCUAAGAAAGUAGCUAUCAGUUUGUCUUAAAACUAAAUUGUGUAUAUUAUUUUGGUUUUUGAAUUCAGCCAGCGCUGUCAAUAGGCAAUGUGGGGCAGUUAGCAGUAGAUUUGUUGGUUUCCUCAAUGAGAGCUGCAAGAAUUGGUUAUUUGGACGACCCAUGUGUUCUGCCUUGUAUUGGUAACAAUGCUUAUGAGCCACUUCCUAUGGGGGAGCUUGCCCUCCCUCUUGAAGUUUAUGAAUCAACAGCUAAUGCUUUGACCCUUGUUCAGCAAAGGUCACCUGUGAUCAAGGGGAAAGUGGUUGAUUUUGCAAAGAACUUGGCUGAUUUUAUUGCAACUUGUGGUAAGAAGCAUGUUGUUCUGCUCUCUAGCUUAGAUUUUGGAAGGUGGCAACAAAUUGACACAUCGAGUGGUUCGCAGAUACAUUAUCUUUCUAGCACCAAGGACGACGGAACUGAUGACUACUGUGAACAAAUGGGAUGGAGAAGCCUGCAUGAAUAUGAUUCAGAGCAGUCACGAUGGAAAUAUCUUAGCACUCUAACCGAAGCCAAGACUACACAGGAGGACGGCCCACCUUCUGAUGAAGAGUUAGAGGAGGGAGACUACCUUCCAAGUCUACCAUUUGCCUCUCUUUUCACUUUUUUGAAGGCGAAAGGUAUAAAGGUCACCUGCUUAUUAUGCUAUUGUUCAGAAGGAGACAACAUUCCUGAUGCUUUCAAUUUGGCUGAGGCAACAGGCAAACUUCUGGGUCUGCGUCCUGGUGAUGAAGGCAUCAAAUGGGUAAUCCCCUAUUCUUGGAAGUCUGUUUAUGGACCCCCACCAGAUCUGUCCAUCUUCUAGGCAAAGAUGGAUUGAGGAUGGGACUCCUUGUCAGUUUUGCUAAAAUGAUGCCAGAAGAGCCAGUUCAAGAAAAUUGAUCUUGUAUAGUAAAGUAGAAAUGAAAAACCUCUCAAUCCAUUCCGUAACAAGGUGAAUGCUUCCCCUCUUUUUAGUUAAUUUAUUCUACUUUUGUCAAUUUGGAAUUAUAAAUUUUCUGUCUUGGAGUUGUGUAUUCAAAUGGUAAUUGCAUAUCUAACCGUGAUUGAGGUAAAGUUUUAUUGAUUAAAA
Cucumis melo (muskmelon) is the source of this 1798-nucleotide messenger RNA. RefSeq lists its product as uncharacterized. Gene Ontology annotation, biological process: proteasome assembly. The coding region runs from base 815 to 1531 and encodes 238 amino acids. The transcript is spliced from 7 exons. Gene Ontology annotation, cellular component: nucleus; cytosol. NCBI's taxonomy places the organism in Eukaryota, Viridiplantae, Streptophyta, Magnoliopsida, Cucurbitales, Cucurbitaceae. The record is from RefSeq and is a predicted model, not a curated record.